Aspergillus fijiensis CBS 313.89 is the source of this 1797-nucleotide messenger RNA. RefSeq names its product fungal specific transcription factor domain-containing protein. Lineage: Eukaryota; Fungi; Ascomycota; Eurotiomycetes; Eurotiales; Aspergillaceae. Gene Ontology annotation, biological process: DNA-templated transcription; positive regulation of transcription by RNA polymerase II. The coding region runs from base 10 to 1749 and encodes 579 amino acids. The transcript has 3 exons. Gene Ontology annotation, molecular function: sequence-specific DNA binding; zinc ion binding; DNA-binding transcription factor activity, RNA polymerase II-specific. The record is from RefSeq and is a predicted model, not a curated record.
CUCAGCUUCAUGAGCACGCUCUUUGCAGAUACCAGGUGGAGAGACCAGAACGUCAGCCUGUUGCAAAACCUGUCCAAGCCCUCAGCGGUACUGGAAACCUCCAUCCGAGCCAAUUCUCUGCCCCCGCCGGAGGAAGCACACUUACUCUUUAACGCCUAUUUGAAUGGCUCCCACGUGCAGAAUCCCUUCUUGCUGCGCCGCGACGUCCAACAGCUCUAUCAUUCAGUUUUCUCGGGUGCUCACGGCGCUGCGUCCCGGCCAAAUCUCCCACCCCCUCUGCAACGACUGACUGACUUCCGAGUGUUUAUGAUUCUUGCCAUUGGAGCAGUGCCUCUUUACCGAUCUGGCAGACACACGAGCCACCCAUAUGGAUACUUCCUGGCUGCCAUGGAUCAUGUGGAUUUCAACGUACUGUCCAAGGGACUAGACUCAAUACAAGACUUACUUUUAGUGGUGAGAUUUGGUAUAUAUCAUCACAUUGGUAGAACAUCCAUCUGGGAGCUCACAACACUCUGCAUGCGCAUGUGCAUCGAGCAAAACCUUCACAGGCCACCCCGCUCAAAGCCCGGGAGUCGGAGCAGCCUCCUGCAUCAACAAAUGCAACGACGAGUGUUCUGGGAAUGCUACAUGAUCGACCGCUACAGUUCCAUCACCCUGGACCGGCCCUUCGCGAUCGCGGAGAAGGAAAUCCAGAUUGGCCUUCCCGCGGACGCGAGUGACGAGGAAAUCGACGCCGCAGAGGCAUCCGGCUCGUUUCCGGAUCUCGACUCCAUCUGCCGGGCGAUUGCGUGUCGGAGUCCAGGCACGACGACGGAGAUGUCGGUGUUCUUCCUCUGCGUACGGCUGCGGAAGAUCACCUCGAAAAUACACGCCAGGUUUCGGCACCAGGAGGCCCCAGUGUUGCCAGUCUACCCUGCUACGAUGCUGGACAUCACGGCGUCGGGGAGAAUAUACGGUGACCUGGAAGAAUUGCUUCAGGAGCUGCAGGAGUGGCGUCUCUCAGCACCUGUGUUCCCCGCUCCGCAGAGCCUGUACCAGAUGCAGGCGUGGUAUGACCUGCUUCUCAUGAGGGAGAGACUCUUGCUGGUGCGCAAGGCGAUCGACCUGGUGCCCAAAUCGGGCAACACACCCCCGGAAGAUCUGCUGUCGCUCUGUCUGGAGUAUGCGAUUGCGACAAUCCAGACAUUCUGCCCGUUGUUCGACGCCAACACGAUCACGUACACACGUAGCUAUUUCCAGAUGCUCUUCACAGCCGGGCUGUCCGUAAUGUUCUGCCUCUCGUCUCUCGCGGUUCCGACCUCCGCCGUGCGGGAGCAGGCCGUUGAGGCAGUGGAGCAGAGCGAAAGGGCCCUGAAGAGGAUGGGCAAGGAGCUACCGGAUGCAGUGCACUACAUCGCCGUUUAUGAGGCCUUGCGCUCGCACGUUAUUAGCAAGAUGCGGACGGUGCCGAGGUCGGCUGGGGAGUGGGAUGAGGCUUGUCGACACGAGCGAGCAACUGCACAGGAAGAGUUGCUAGUGCAGGGAGAUGCCAAUCCUUACCCAGCCAACUCCCUCGGCCUCAACCACAAACUGCACUCGAGCAACAACAAUGAUCCUCCGCUCGAGAAUGACCCCCAGCUUGAUCCUUCGCUCUUCUCGCUCGAUAUCUUCGACGACAGCACCUUCUGGAACACGGAAUACGGACUGGGCGAGUACGCGUACGGGGAUCCGCUGUUUUAUUCCUCGCUGCUGCACGACGAGAGUCUAUGAACAUUUGCGACGAUGCAGAAGACACUCUAUAACAUGAUGCAUGUAUGA